This is a messenger RNA of Paraglomus brasilianum, 387 nucleotides long. The record is from the annotation of a GenBank genome assembly. Lineage: Eukaryota; Fungi; Glomeromycota; Glomeromycetes; Paraglomerales; Paraglomeraceae.
AUGGUGAUGACACAUUAUCUCGCAGUGCGUGUUGGUGGUGCACGUGCUAAGGCAAAAAUUCCUUAUCCAUUUCUAUACGCAGAUAGAACUGAAGCUGAACAAGAUAAAGACAAAAUGAUAUUCAACUGUUAUCAACGAGCACAUCAGAAUACUCUAGAAAAUUAUCCCGGAUUUCUUCUCAUACUUUUCGUAGCUGGUAUUGGAUUUCCGAAAGUUGCCGCUGCUUCAGGCUUUUUGUGGACCAUAAGUCGCAUUGUGUAUGCUCACGGAUACUACACCGGUAACCCUAAAAACAGAAUGAGGGGAGUUUUUGGCUAUAUUGCGACAUUGGCGUUGUUGAUUACUUCAGUUGUUACAGGAGUACAAACAGUAACAAAUAGCUUGUAG